AUCUUCAUAGCCUCUCAUCUUAUAAAAAGAACAACUAAUGUAAAGAGCAACGUCCAUGCAAGCUUUUAAAAGGCUACACACUCCAAAAAUCUCCUUCAAUUUACAGAAAAUCAUUGCCAUGGCUGUAUUUAACACUCAGGCUGCUUUCUUCUGGCUUCAUAUUUUUGCUAUCGCUUGUGCACAGCUUUCAGAACAGCUGGACGAUACGAGUUAUGUAGAUGGCGUGACUACAACCUUGACUGGUGAGACUCGUCACUUCUACACACCAUCCACUCCGUCACCCGAAGAUAUUAACUGUUACGUUGACGUUCCCGCCACCAGAGUAGGUGGGCAAUGUGUGCGACUAGGAUUUCGCAGGCGGCGGGGAAAUCGGGGACGUCCGCAGGUAACUUGGGGAUGCCAAGCCGGAGUUCAUCUGUCUAUUAUACCAGAAUGUCAGAACCCACAAGGGAGAAGCCGAACAAACACAGACGGGUAAGCCUCGAGUACGCAAUGAUCUUGGAAGUUCGAUGACAAAUUGCAAGAUACAUUUUGGUAAAGGACAUUCACUUUUGGAGUAUUGCCUUCGUCAAGCUCGACGAAAAAAAAAAAAAAAAAAAAAAAAAGAAAAGAAAAAAAAA
Molecule: messenger RNA, 620 nt
Organism: Pomacea canaliculata
Lineage: Eukaryota; Metazoa; Mollusca; Gastropoda; Architaenioglossa; Ampullariidae
Exons: 4
Coding region: 56-478 (140 amino acids)
Source: RefSeq, a predicted model, not a curated record